AUGCGCCAGGUCGUGCCACCACCCGCAUUGCGUGAUACCAUCGCGGUGCGCAACUUGAAUGUGCGGCUCCUGGUGGGCCCCGAUGCCUGGGGCCGCGAACGGCCCCAGCCUGUGUACAUCGAUGCCAAGAUCCGUACGGAUGUAUCACGCGCAGGCCAAACGGAUGAAGUGGGGGACAGUCACAAUUACGGCACGCUCUACCGCGCUCUGGAAGCGCUCAGCACACCAAGUGCCUCGUUUGCCAAUAUGGCGCAUCUCGCCGAGGUGUGUGCUCGCACCUGCAUAGAGUCGUGCCAUGCGCCAUGGGCCGAUAUCGAGGUUCGGCUACCGCGCUCGCAGCUUCGCGCUGCCUAUGCGUCUGUGAUCCUCACACGGACGCCGCACGCUCUCGCACACCCGUCGAGCGAGGACGCACAAGCUCUUUGUGCGGCAGAUCACACACACCUGCAUGACAUCGAUAUGUUUGUGAUCCUCGGUGUGAACCCAUGGGAGCGCGAGACCAAGCAGCGUAUCGCUAUGCAUAUCGACAUGUGGCCCCUCAUCGCAUCCACGUCGGCCUUGCAGGCGAUGGUACAGGAGGUGUGUACGUACGUGGAAUCCACGUCGUUCUUGACCAUUGAAACGCUCGUAACGCAAGUGGCGGAGCGGCUCCUUGUCCCACAUGCCCUCGACCAAGUCCGUGUGCGUGUCGACAAACCCAGCGCGAUUCUCCAUGCCGACGCGUCCAGUGUGGAAAUUGUGCGCGAUCGGUCGUUUUUCGUGGAGGAGGCGCCGUCGACGACCAAAGAGCACACGGCGAUCUUGGCGAUCGGGACCAAUCUGGGUGACCGGAUGGCGCACAUUCAAGCUGCCCUGACGAAGCUGGAAGCGCACCCUGCUAUUCACGUCGUUGACACGUCGUUCCUGUACGAAACCACCCCGAUGUAUUACACGGACCAGCCGCGCUUUCUCAAUGGCGCUUGCAAAAUCACGACCAGCCUGCUCCCUAUGGACUUGCUGGACGUGUGCCAGCGAAUCGAGAUCGAUGUGGGACGGACCAAGGUCGGUGUGCCUCGGAACGGUCCUCGUGUGAUUGAUUUAGACAUUCUGCUGUACGACCGAGAGGUCAUUGACGAAGGCGAGCGACUACAAGUACCUCAUCCACGUCUCGCAGAGCGGGCCUUUGUUCUGCAUCCCCUGUGCGAUCUAUGCCCAGACUAUGUACAUCCGGUGCUCCAAGCCAAGAUCUCGGCAUUGGCCCCUCGUGCCACGACAGAUAUGACUCGCGUCACGGCGAUGGGCCCAGCGCUGUGGCAUUGGGGAACCAAGACGUUUGUCAUGGGCAUUCUCAAUGCCACACCAGAUUCGUUCUCGGAUGGCGGACGUCACUUGAGCGUCGAAGCAGCGAUGACCUCUGCCCGUCGUAUGGCCGAGGCCGGUGUCGACAUGUUUGACGUCGGUGGGCAAAGCACGGCGCCUGGCGUCGUUGAAGUGACGUCGGACGAGGAGGCAGCGCGUGUCGUGCCCCUCAUUCAGGCUCUGGCCAACGACCCAGCGACGCAGCACAUCCCCAUUUCCAUCGAUACCUACCGCGCUGACGUCGCACGACAGGCGCUGGACGCGGGCGCGCAUGUGGUCAACGAUAUUAGCGGCGGCACACGCGAUCCGGCGAUGCUGGCAUUGGUCGCAGAGCGGCAGUGCCCGUAUAUCCUCAUGCAUAUGCGCGGCAAUGCCAAUACCAUGGCAUCCCUUACAACGUACGAACAGGGUGUUGUGCAGGGCGUCGUCGAGGAAUUGCAGCCCCUCGUGCUAGCUGCCAUGCAGGCAGGUAUCCGACGAUGGAACGUGAUAAUUGAUCCAGGGAUCGGCUUUGCGAAGGAUACGCAUGGCAACGUCGACCUGCUUCGGCACCUUCCGGCGCUCAAUGGCCCUGGCGCAGGGCAUUUCGGCACCGCCAAUGCGCCGCCUUUCGCGCCUGGAGACACCGCGCCCUCACAGCCUCUUGCGUCUAUGCGGCAUAUGCCAUUGCUGCUUGGCGUGUCUCGCAAGCGGUUCCUGGGCGCUUUGAUACAGGAUCCCAGCGCAGCACCAGCGCAGCGCAUGCAGGCCACGAUGGCCGCAUGUGCCGCUACCAUCCCUACGGGAUGUGUAGACAUUGUCCGAAUCCACGACGUAGUCCCUGCGAUGGAUAUGGUGCGGGCCACAAGUGACCAUCCAUAG
Molecule: messenger RNA, 2199 nt
Organism: Malassezia pachydermatis
Lineage: Eukaryota; Fungi; Basidiomycota; Malasseziomycetes; Malasseziales; Malasseziaceae
Product: folic acid synthesis protein
Exons: 2
Coding region: 1-2199 (732 amino acids)
Biological process (GO): tetrahydrofolate biosynthetic process
Cellular component (GO): mitochondrial envelope
Molecular function (GO): dihydropteroate synthase activity; 2-amino-4-hydroxy-6-hydroxymethyldihydropteridine diphosphokinase activity; dihydroneopterin aldolase activity
Source: RefSeq, a predicted model, not a curated record